AUGGCAGCAUCACGAAUAAGUAGCUUUACAAAUCUGUCGCCAAGCAUAUACGAUCGUCGUCAGGUACAAGCACGGAUACGUGCUCUUCAGCAGCGAGCAAAUGCAUUGUAUGAAGAAUUAUCUCGUUCAUCAUCAAAUGCUAAAACAGCUGGCGUUGAUAUCGAACGAGCUUAUAUGGCAAUAACACAUGAAUUUCGUGAACAGCGUGAUCAGCUUUUACGACGUCUUCAUCAUGUAAAAAAAGAUAUCAAAGAAUCAUCCGAGGAACUCGAUGGUAUACGUACAAGCUUACAUACCGCGCAAUCAUUUCAUUUACCAAAAAUUUCACCAAGAUAUUCAGUUGACUUGGAAGCAUACGAAAUGAAUGCUAUGGUUGAUGAUAUCGAACGUGUACUCAAUAAAGUAGCACAACAAUUGAAACGAUUUCAUUUUAUGCCAUCGUAUGGUCAUUCUAUGGGUAAAAAACUGGGUACACUAAACAGUAAAACUGUGGCACGCGAAGGAACGGGAUUAACAUCAUAUGGAUCUUUUGUUAAGGAAUAUCCUACAACAAAUGUUUAUAUUCAUAAACUUUAUACAGUUGAUUUAGAUAUAUCUGCACAAUGGGUUAUAUCAUCUAUAGAUAAACGCAUAUUUUUAUGUGAUAUUGAAGGCGAAAUACGUAUAUUUUCGUAUUCACGUCAUUUACAUCGGCAGCCUUUGUUAACAGAACGUUUUCAUCUAUCGAAUAUACGUUUAAUAUCAUUAUUUACAGCUACGAAAGAUUAUUUAAUUGCAUUUGAAAUUGAUACACAAAUUUUAAGUUUACAUACACAUCAUGGAGCCUUACUGAUACGUUUAUAUUUUCCGUACGAUCCAAUUAUGAUGACUCGUUGUGAUUAUUAUAUGAAAAAUCAAAUAUGGGCAUGUAGUCGUAAUAAACGGCAAUGCUCUCAAUUUAGUCUAAAUCACACAACAAAACAAGUUUACGUUUUAGAUGAAUUAAAUUUUACAAAGCCCAUAGCAAAUAUUUUAAUCGAUCCAGUUGGUAUCUCAUGCGAUGAACAAGAUCGAAUUGCUAUACAUGACGUUAACACGACAACAACAGAUCGUUUACUAAUUUUUAUGAAUAAAACGAAUAGAAUAAUACCACUCGACUUUGUAAAAUAUCAUGAUAAACUAUUAUCUUCGCGUAUUGAACGUGUCCUACUAGUACCUAAACAACCGAAUUUAAUAGUUGUUGUUUAUGCUCCACAAUCGUCAACGACAAACCUCCAUGAAAUUAUCGUUGUUGAUAUUAGUACGAAACCAACACAAAUACUUCAUUAUUUUGCAGAAGCAAAUGGAAUACAAAGCAUAGAUGUAACAUCAAAUAAUGAAUUAGUUUAUACAGUUACAAGACCCACAAAUAAACGUAUACCACCGAAGAUGCAUAUCUACAGUAUAAUCGAUUAA
This is a messenger RNA of Rotaria socialis, 1434 nucleotides long. Lineage: Eukaryota; Metazoa; Rotifera; Eurotatoria; Philodinida; Philodinidae. The record is from the annotation of a GenBank genome assembly.